AUGCAUCCGUAUGUACUUGAUGGCUUGACAGUUUUGUUUCCAUUUGAAGCUUAUCAAUGUCAAGUGGAUUACAUGAAAGCGGUCGUAGCAUGUCUAAUGAGAGGACAGAAUGGUAUACUCGAAAGUCCAACUGGUACUGGAAAGACGCUUUCCCUUCUCUGUGCGUCUCUUGCUUGGCUCGAACAAUAUAAAAUCUUGAAUGCAGAAUUAAACGAGGCACCAGUUCAGAUUAUUUACGCGUCGCGCACUCAUUCUCAGUUGGCACAGGUUGUAAAAGAAUUCAAAUCAACCGAUUACAAUCGGAUGAAAAUAACUGUCUUAGGUUCACGUGAUCAAUUAUGUAUUCAUCCCGAAGUGAAAGCACUGGAAAACUCGUCCGAUAAAAUAUCUGCCUGUCGGGAAAAAGUUCGUCAGAAAACAUGUUUAUUCCAUCGAAAUUUCGAAAUGACAAAGCCUGAAGUUGUCAAAUUACCACCGAUGGACAUCGAAGAUCUCGUCAAAGAAGGCACUCAGAAAAAAUUCUGUCCGUAUUUUGCCGCAAGAGAAUUGAAAGAAAAAGCUGAUAUUAUCUUCAUGCCGUACAAUUAUUUACUCGAUGCUAAGGCUCGGCGUAUUCAUAAAAUCAACGUUCGAAAGUGUGUGCUGAUAUUUGAUGAGGCACAUAACAUCGAGCAGCAAUGUGAAGACGCUGCUUCGGUAGUUAUUAGUUCAUUGGACUUAGCUGGUUGUCUCGAAGAUAUUACGAAAGUGAUGCAAUGGAUGAUUGACUCUCAAUCCGAAACAACAGCACCGGUAGAUGAAAAUGACGAGAAAAAUGUUGAUGCAAAUGCUUUAACAGUGACACAAGACCAAAUUUGUAAUCUGAAAUUAAAAGUCGUCAAGUUGGAAGAAUUGUUGGAUAAUAUGAAAACAACCAAAGGAAAUAUUCCAUCGCCUGGCGACACGGCUUACAAAUGGUUAAAAAGUGCCGAAAUCGACUUCAAUCCUCAAGGAGAUGUUCAACAUCUACUAGACAUCAACCAGUUUAUGGCUGCUCGAUCCGGUACAAUCUUUCGUUCGAAUGGACAUUCACUUCUGAAAUUAUCAGAAUUUAUCGAAACUGUCUAUCCAUUAGAUGAAAAUGGGCAACCGUUAUUCACACUCGAUAUGGAUGCUCAACGGAGAGGUGUUUUCAAAGUCUAUCUUGAAGAAGAAACAUCAAAUAAUGAACAAAGACCAUCCAUCAUUACUGCAAAACGACCAAAAAAGCUUCACUAUUGGUGUUUAUCGCCUGGCUUUGCUAUGCGACAAUUAUGCAUGCAAAAUACACGAUCGAUUCUUUUAACUAGUGGAACACUUUCGCCGAUUGACUCGUUCAAAGCACAAUUAGCAAUUCCAUUUGAUAUUGUUAUUCAAAACAACCAUAUUAUCGAGCAGAAUCAACUGUUUGCAGGUAUUUUACCUCGAUCAGCUGGCAACAAACAUCUUCUUACAUCUGUUUAUCGUACACGACAAAAUCCUGAAUAUCAAGAAGCAUUAGGCCAAACUUUACAUAAUGUUAUAAAAAAUAUUCCCGGUGGUGUCCUGGUCUUUUUCCCUUGUUAUAAGAUGAUUGAAGAAGUUGUCGCAACAUGGAAGAAUAAUGCAACAUUCGAAACUAUGAAUCAACGGAAACGAGUUCUUAUCGAACAGCGAAAUAAAGCGAAAUUUGAAAGUCAAAUGAAAGAAUUCAAUACAAUAAUUGACAACGACGAAAGAGGAGCUAUGUUGUUUGCAGUUGCCCGAGGCAAAUUGAGCGAAGGCAUAGAUUUUAGUGAUAAAUCUUGUCGAGCAGUAAUCAUUAUUGGCAUCCCAUUUGCACCACAUCAAGAUCGACGAGUAGUUGCUAAACGACAUUAUCUGGACGAAAUCAAUCGAGGAAAUAAAGAUGCAAUGCCCGGUGAUAUGUGGUACAGUCAACAAGCUUUUCGAGCAAUCAAUCAAUGUGUUGGACGUGUAAUUCGACAUCGACGUGAUUACGGCGCUGUGCUAUUUUUUGAUCAACGGUUCGAGAAUAAUAGGGAUAAACUGUCGAAAUGGCUUUGUCCAUAUGUUCAUACAGUUGAUUUUACCGGUAUGAUGAAAGGUUUAAAAGACUUCUUUGCCCAAUAUCCAUCGAUCCCCGCUGCUGAACAAUCCACACGUCCAAUCCAACAAGCAUUCUUUGCAUCGAUAGGACAUAUAACAACGACAUCAAAAUCGUCUGUGCAACCAACAGUUUCGUCGGAAGAUAUUUUUCGCACAACCAUAAAACAAUCUAUUUCAGUUACAGUAAAAAGCACAGAUGAAGAUACUUCUAACAAAUCCAAUCUUGUCCAUAAGUCUUUAUUUGACGCUAUAUCUUCAACACAACGAACCGGUCCUACAGCAGCUCUGCAAAACACUGGAACUGAUGAUAAACAACGUGAUUUCGAUGCGAUGCUGGAGGUGAAGCGACGAGAAGCAACGCGGGUCGAAUCAUUACCUCGGAAAUUUUUUCGAACUACAGAAACAUUCGAAGAUAAUUCAUCGACUUUGCCAAACAAUACUCCGACAACGCCGGUAGCAAAUGCAAAAACUUCGGAGUACAGAGAACUGUUGAGUCAACUGAAAGCUGCCAUGUCACACGGAAUUUAUCCUCGUUUUACUCAUAUGCUACAAGAUCAUAAAACUCACAAAACAGAUCGAGAAAUUUAUCUAAAACUACAAACACUUCUAGUUGAGAGUCUCGCAAAACAUCAUCCGAAACUCUUCAUGGACAUGGCUCGACACAUCAGUGCUGAAUUUCGACAAGAAUAUAUUCAAGCAGGUCAAAUUUAUUCUUCAUCGAAUAACGCUCAGCAGACUCUCACAGUUUUGAGUAGCAACAAAAGAAAAGAUCUUUCAUCAUCCAAUGAUCAAGAUAUGCCCUCACCAAAAGUAAUUAAAACAGGUCAAAGCAUUAAUCCAUUUCGAUGUAAAUGA
Messenger RNA from Adineta ricciae, 2961 nucleotides. NCBI's taxonomy places the organism in Eukaryota, Metazoa, Rotifera, Eurotatoria, Adinetida, Adinetidae. The record is from the annotation of a GenBank genome assembly.